This is a messenger RNA of Ilyonectria robusta, 628 nucleotides long. Its product is annotated as LSM domain-containing protein. NCBI's taxonomy places the organism in Eukaryota, Fungi, Ascomycota, Sordariomycetes, Hypocreales, Nectriaceae. The transcript is spliced from 4 exons. The record is from RefSeq and is a predicted model, not a curated record. Bases 68 to 337 code for a protein of 89 amino acids. Gene Ontology annotation, cellular component: catalytic step 2 spliceosome; U1 snRNP. Gene Ontology annotation, molecular function: RNA binding. Gene Ontology annotation, biological process: spliceosomal snRNP assembly; mRNA splicing, via spliceosome.
CGCUCCUCCACUACAAACAAGGCUCCCAAUCCCAGCCUGACAAGCCCACCAACGCCCCGCCCUCAAGAUGAGUUUCGUUCCCGUGAACCCCCGCCCUAUGCUGCAGGACCUUGUCGAUAAGGACAUCGUCGUUCGUUUGAAGUGGGGCGAGACCGAGUACAAGGGCAGACUGGUCAGCAUCGACAGCUACAUGAACAUCCAGCUGCGAGAUACCGAGGAAUACAUUGACCAGAAGAUGACCGGAACCCUUGGCCAGGUCCUCAUCCGGUGUAACAACGUUCUCUGGAUCCGAGGCGCAAACCAGGGCGAGAGCGGCGAUGUCAAGAUGGAGGGCUGAAAACAAACGACUCACGUGCGAACGACAAACUAGACCAUGCGAGCGAAGGCGCUACACUUACGAAAGGAGGAGGCGGAUGACCAGCAUGGCAUUUGGUUCCGGGAGGUCUUUGGAGUCAUUGGUCUAGGAAGACUGAGAUUGGUUUCGGAACCGGCGUUUAUGGCUGUUGGUAGGGGUGCAUCAACCGAGCAAAGAGACCCCAUGUCGUGUGCUGGUCGGUCGUGAUAUCGAACAUCACAUGGAGGAGGAAACACAGUCACAAGCACACACGACUCCCCGUCUACAAACAAA